AUGGCUACCUCGACCUUGCAUAGCCGUGCCGAGGCGGCCCACGCCGACCCCGAGCAGGCUUCUUAUACACCCAACUACCACUCGAGUCUCGAUGGCGUCAAUCAACCUAUGAAUCUGCUCUUCAAGGAUGUGCUCUGGUGGACACUGGGCAUCAUGGCCCUCAUCGUUCUCGGCAUCCGCAUCUUUGAGAUCCUCUGGGCAAAGCUCCGCCAGGUGUCGACGCUCAACGUGGCCGGCAACAAGCAGGGCUACUGGAGAACAUCGCAGUGGAGCUGGAUGCCCGAUAUCAAGAAGCACAUCAUCUAUGCGCCGUUGUGGAAGAAGCGUCACAAUAGAGAAAUGAGGCUCUCUUCCGCCAUCAGCAUGGGUACACUCCCCUCACGACUUCACUUUGUCAUCCUCUUCAUCUACCUCGGUAGCAAUACUGCCUACAUGUUUGUCCUCGACUGGGCCAACCAGAACAAGAUGGCUCUCUGCGCUGAACUUCGAGGCCGCUCUGGCACUCUGUCUCUGGUCAACAUGGUGCCCCUUAUCAUCUUUGCCGGACGAAACAAUCCCCUCAUCGCCAUUCUCAAGAUCAGCUUUGAUACUUACAACCUGCUUCAUCGAUGGAUGGGUCGCAUUGUCGUCCUCGAGGCCAUCAUCCACACCAUCGCCUGGGCUAUUGUUGCUGUUGACGAUAUUGGCUGGGAGGGCGUUUGGCAUUCCAUCGCCACCAACCUCUUUGUGGGAUCAGGAGCAGUCGGAACGGUGGCUAUGACCCUCCUAAUGAUUCUCUCGCUCUCACCUCUGCGACACGCCUUCUACGAGACCUUUCUCAACGUCCACAUCGUCUUGGCUUUUGUGGCCUUUAUCGCCACUUGGGCUCACUGCGCCUCGUCUGAACUCCCUGGCGGCCUUCCCCAGCUCCCCUGGAUCAUGGCCAUCAUGGCCCUUUGGUUCGCUGACCGCCUCGCUCGCAUGAUCCGGAUCGUCUACGUCAAUUGGUCCGCCAAGGGAUGGACUGACGCUUUCUGCGAAGACAUGCCUGGCAACGUCACCCGAGUAACGCUUCACCUGCCCAGAUACGUCGACGUGCAGCCUGGAACUCACGCCUACCUGCGAUUCUGGGGCCUCUGUGCCUGGGAAAGCCACCCCUUUUCCAUCGCCUGGGUUGAGCACGUCAAGGACUCUACCCUACCCGUCCUCGAAAAGGAACCCCUCAACGCCAUCGACAAGGCCAACACGACUACAAAGGUCUCGUUCCUCAUUGGAGCCCAGACCGGCUUCACCAAGAAGCUCAACGAUCGCGUCUCCUUGUCCCGCCGACCUCUCCGCAUCAAGGCUGCCAUGGAAGGCCCCUACGCCGGCCACAACAGCCUCGACUCGUACGGUCACGUCGUUCUCUUUGCCGGCUCGACUGGCAUCACGCACCAGAUCUCGUACAUGCGCCACCUCCUCCAAGGAUACAACGACGGCACGACAGCGACUCGACGCAUCACCCUCGUCUGGAUCAUCCGCGAGUACGAGUCCCUCGAGUGGGUUCGCCCCUACAUGGACACGAUCCUUCGCAUGCCCAACCGCAAAGACGUCCUCCGCGUCCAGGUCUUUGUGACUCGGCCCCAGAACCCAAGCGACAUCGUCAGUGCUAGCGCCACAGUGCGCAUGUUCCCAGGACGGCCCAACGUUCCCCUCCUCCUCCAGAAGGAGGUUCAGGAGCAAAUGGGAGCCAUGUGCGUCACCGUGUGCGGUCCAGGUGCCCUCGCCGACGACGUCCGGGAGGCAUCACGCGUAGUCCAGGGCUCGAGCGUCGUUGACUUUGUCGAGGAGAGCUUUACGUGGUAA
Messenger RNA from Fusarium vanettenii 77-13-4, 1824 nucleotides. RefSeq lists its product as uncharacterized. Gene Ontology annotation, cellular component: plasma membrane. NCBI's taxonomy places the organism in Eukaryota, Fungi, Ascomycota, Sordariomycetes, Hypocreales, Nectriaceae. The record is from RefSeq and is a predicted model, not a curated record. Gene Ontology annotation, biological process: intracellular iron ion homeostasis; iron ion transport; copper ion import. The coding region runs from base 1 to 1824 and encodes 607 amino acids. The transcript has a single exon. Gene Ontology annotation, molecular function: ferric-chelate reductase activity.